Molecule: messenger RNA, 879 nt
Organism: Drosophila elegans
Lineage: Eukaryota; Metazoa; Arthropoda; Insecta; Diptera; Drosophilidae
Product: caspase-like
Exons: 5
Coding region: 28-807 (259 amino acids)
Biological process (GO): proteolysis
Molecular function (GO): cysteine-type endopeptidase activity
Source: RefSeq, a predicted model, not a curated record
UCGGCUGUAUAUUGGCAACCAAUAGCAAUGGAAAAUUGGCGACCCCUAGAAGCGGAUCAUCAGAAAAUAAUAACACUCUAUGAGCAGUCUGAUGAGGAACAAGCCCAAAGUUCCGAUGCUCGAGGGUACUUUGAGUCUUCGGAUGGCAAACUAAUGCCCCCAGCUGUAUACAUUUUCAACCACGAGAAUUUUCCCACUGAGACCCGAAAAGGAAGCUCAAAGGAUGUUGAAGCCUUGAGAAAAACCUUUGAGAAGCUGAAGUGCCCAAUUGAGGUAGUCCAGAACCCCACAUUUUUUAUGGUUAAGGAUACAGUCACAAAAUUAACUCGGAAAUGUUUCUACCAUUUGUCGGCUUUGGUCAUAGUUAUAUUGAGCCAUGGCAACCGCAAAGAAAAGAUCCUUGCGUGCGACGAUAAAGAGUACGACUUGGACGAUGAUAUUUUAUUUCCUCUCUACGAAAAUGAAACCCUAGCAGAUAAACCCAAGAUCCUAAUAGUCCAGGCGUGCAAAGGGAAUUGGAAGGCAGAUGGUAAUACCAAAAGAAAUCCCUCAUCCUAUAUCAAGUGCUACAGCACCACCGAAGGGUUCCAGAGCUAUCGCAAUGAGACAAAAGGAUCGAUUUUCAUACAAACCCUGUGCAAUGCGAUGGAUCAAGAUGGACCUACCAAGGACUUCCUCUCAAUCAUUGAGGAUGUAAACGUGAAGGUCGAGGUCCAAUCUAAAUCAAUUGGAUGGAAGCAAAAACCAUCAGUUAACUCAAAUCUUACAGAACGAUUCUGUUUUGGAGAUUUUGUGCAAAACGGAUGAUCAGCAGAAGCCUUCAUAAAAGCAAUAUUCGUAUUUAACAAGUUAACUGGUUAGCACUUGAUAAAAAGUUUG